Molecule: messenger RNA, 8301 nt
Organism: Cygnus atratus (black swan)
Lineage: Eukaryota; Metazoa; Chordata; Aves; Anseriformes; Anatidae
Gene: CEP250
Product: centrosomal protein 250
Exons: 31
Coding region: 27-7940 (2637 amino acids)
Biological process (GO): cilium assembly
Source: RefSeq, a predicted model, not a curated record
GGCGGGCCGGGCCGGGCGAACAGGGCAUGGCGGCCGGGGACGGGGAGGCGGCGCGGAGCCAGGCGUCCCUACGGCGCCGGCUGCAGAGCUCAGAGGAGGCGCAGCACCGGCAAGCGGUGCUGGUGCGGAAGCUGCAGGAGAAGUUGCUGCAGUAUCGGACCUGGUGUCGUGAGUUGGAGCAGCAACUUGAAGCUGGAGGGGUGAGUGGGCAGGGAUCCCUUUCAGACAGAUGGGAACCCACAGAGGAUCACAGCCUGGAAAAAGCACUGCUCCAGUUGGAAGAGGAGCAGCGAAGGUGUGAGAACCUGGCAGAAGUGAACACUCUCCUGCGGGAGCACCUGGAUAAAGCAAAUGAGGUGAAUUCAGCUCUUAAAGAAGAUGUUGGAAAACUGACGGCAGAUUGGAUGAGGGCCCGGAAGGAACUGGAAUUGAAGGAGAGUGAAUGGCGCAAUGAACGUGAGUUUUAUGACAGCUACUUAAGGGGUGAGCAUAACCGUCUUCUGAGCCUGUGGCGUCAGGUGGUGACCUUCCGCCGUCAUUUUGUGGAAAUGAAGACCGCCACUGACAGAGAUUUGUCAGAGCUGAAGGCAGAGCAAAUGAGGCUCUCUGGAUCUAUACUUGUAAACUGCUUCCGUCUAAACUCUGGCAUACAGCUCUGGGAGUCCAUCACUUUGGGUAGACCUGUCCUAAAGGAUCAGGCACAGCAGCAAAUGGAAAGGGAAAUAAACCAGAAGACUUUGGAAGUGAUGUGUUUACAAAUCAAGGGUGACCUGGAGAAGAAGGAACUUCAAGAUAGGGUGAUGGAGCUCUCAGCCUUGCUUAUACAGUCUCAGAAGCAGAAUGAGGAGAAGGAGAAGACCAUGAAAACACUUAACGACACUGUGGAGAUUCUAGAAGCAAGUCGAUUAGAGGUAGAAUAUGAAGCUUCAUUGACUAAAAAUGCCAAAGAAGAGAAUCUUGCCCUUCAAAAGUUAAUCAAAGAUAUAACUGAGGUGGUGUUAGAUGACAGUGACAGCACGGUCAGCCUUGUCUGCACUGACAAUUUCCAGCGUCCAGAGUCUAUCAACAUCCUUUCUUGUCUGAGCUCCCUUGAUACAGACCAUGCCUUUGUAUUGGUUCAGGAAGCACUGGCAAGGAGGCAAAGAGCAACACAGGCCUUAAAAGAAGAGCUUUCUGCUAGGCAGGACUCUAUAAAUUCCCUGCAGCACCAGCACAGACAGCAGGAGGAAAAGUGCAAAAAGCUGCAGCAAAGGCUUGAGCAACUGGAAGAGGAAAGUAAGAUGUCAAGCAGUCAACAGCAGCACCUUCAGUCCCUGGUAGAAUCACUCAAAAGUGAUUGUGCAAACCUAGAGAAAACCAGGAGAGAACUACAGCAACAGCUACAUGAAAGUGAGCAAGAAGCCUCGCGUCUGCGUCGAAGUAACACUGAACUGCGGCUGAAGGAAGAUUCAGCCCAAGGGGAAAAGCUGGAGCAGCAACAAGCAAUGGAGAGAGUAUGUCAUGACCAGGACCUCCUUCUGAAGGACUUAGCUGCACUUGAAGCAAAACAUUCAUUAUUACAGAGUGAGUUGGUAGUCACAAGAGAGAUGCUGGAGGAAUCACACCUUCAGAGGGAUCUGCUGAAGCAAGAGAAACAUGAGCUUACAAUGGCACUGGAAAAGGCAGAGCAGUCAGUAGCAGAGUUGACAGGAGCUCAGAAUAAGCAGAGUUCUGAAAUAGCUGAUCUACAUGUUGCCACAGCAAAGAUGAGCAGUAUUAAUGAAGCUCUUGCAUUGGAUAAAGUGCAACUGAACAAGCUUGUGUUGCAGCUGGAACAAGAGACCGAAGUUCUGUCAGGUAAAGUGGAUGAGAUGGAGAGAGCAAAGAUCUCUGUACAGGAGAAGAUGAGCUCUUAUAAAAGAACAAAUGAAGAGCUUUGCGCAGAGAAAUCCCACCUGGAGCAGCUGCUGAAGAAAGCAGAGGAGCAACAGGAGGGGCUGCAGGUGCAACUGAGAAUACUGACAGAGGAGAAGGAAGAAACCCAGGAAAAACUCAACCAGGUUUACCUCCAGCAAGAGUCAGCUAGCAGUGGUUUGGAGCAGUUGCGCCAAGAGUCCUCUCGCCAAGAGGAUGCACUGGCCAAGGUGUCCAAAGAGAAGGAAUUCCUGGUGCAUGAGAAGGCUGCCCUUGAAGUGCGACUGGCAGCUGUGGAACGGGACAGACAAGGCCUUUCAGAGCAGCUGGCAGAGGCCAGGUCAGUGAAGGAGACCCUGGAAUCCAGCCUGUUUGAGGCUCAGCAGCGUAUAUCUCAGCUGGAGAUCAGCAGGAGUCAGCUUGAAAUCCAACUGCAUACAGUCAUCCAGGCUAAGGAAGUGGUGCAAGGGGAAGUGAAGUGUCUUCAAAGUGAGCUGGAAGCAGAGAGAUCUUUAAUGAAGCAGGAACGGGAAAACAUGGCACAACAGCUCCUGCAGACAGAACAGCAGUAUAACAAUGCUCUCAAACUUCAUCAAACUGAUCACGAAGUGGAAAUAAACAAACUCCUACAAGACCUGGCAAAUGAGCGGGAAGGGCACCAUUUAGAGCUGCAGGAGAUGCUGGAGCACUGGGAAAAGGAGAAAGCAGAGACAGAAGGUGAGCAUGAGAAGAAGCUGUUUGAUAUGAAGCAGAAAGUUGCUACCAUGCAAGCUCAACAAGAAGAGGAACGAACUAGAGUUGAAAAUGCUAAGCAAGAGGUCCUGCUAGAAAAAGAGAGUGAGAAGAAAGCUUUAUUAGAGACACUACUCCAAACUCAGGGAGAGCUAACAGAAGCCUGCCAACAGCUUGAGCAACUCAGGCAAGAGGUGAAAGAGCAGCAAGUGUAUGGGCAGAGCAUAACAGAAAAGCUGCAAGCAGAGCUGCGAGAAACUCGAUGUAAGAUCAAGGCAGUGGAGAAUAUGCAUAAGGAAGAAAUCAAAACCAUCAAAGAGGAACUGAAUAUUCUUCUUCAACAGAGGGAUGACCUACAAAAACAGGUGGAAGAGUUGACAUCUCAGCUAGCAGCUUCCCAAGAGUCCCAGCAAGCAAUUGGCCACAAAGCUCAGCAGGAUCUGAAUGAGGCACAGGAAUUGUCAAGGCAGAAGGUACUGGAGGUUGUGCACCUCCAGAGGAUUUUGGCUGAAGAGAGGAGCCAGUGGGAAGAGGUAGAACAUCAGAACAAAAAGCUGCAAGUGUGUCUGCAGUCCUUGGAGGGGGAAAGGAGUCGAUGGGAAGAAGUGGAGCGUCACAAUGCAGAAUUUGAGGCUUCACUGAAGGUCCUAGAGAGUGAAAGAGCCAGGCUGUCUCUGUCUCUGGAACAGAAGGAACUGAGCCUCAAGACCCUGGAAGAAAACAACCUUGCCCAGCAGAACGAGGUGUCUAAACUACUUUCUGAUAUUCAACAGGCCCAGCAGCUCCAUUCAGACCACAAAAGAGAAAUACAAGAGCUCAACAACCAGGUACAGUCACUGCAGGAAGUGGUGCUGGAGAAGGAGGCUGGCCUGGCAGCUCGGGAGAAGCAGCUAUUACAGGAUCUGGAGAAGUCCCGAGCCGGCGAACUGUGCUUGAGAGACUCUUUGCAUGUGCUGGAGGCUGAGAUGGCUGAACUUCAUCUGAGGCUUUGUAGCACAGAGAACAGAGCAAAGGCAUUGGCUACAGAGUGCCAGCAGGCUAACAGCGCCCAUUGUGAAGCCCAAUCACAAUUGGACAAACUGCAAUUGGUUCUCCACCACAUGCUGUGUGACAGCACUGAUACAAGCAGAGGCCUAGUCACUUGGAGUUCAGAACAGGAUCGUGUCUGGGGCCUAACUGUUUCUCAGGCCAGGGAAGUCCCUGUAGAGCUCACAGUGGACGGAGUGGCAGCAGCCAUAGAAGACCUGCGUCAGGACCUGAGGCAGACUCGGCAAGAUCUGAAUGAUGCCAGGAAGAAAAUACAGGACCUUGAGCUGGAGCUGAGCAAGAGGCAAGCUGAGAGGGACCACUUCAGUGCAUGCAAUCAAGAACUACAGAAGCAGUUGACUCGAUGCCAGGAAGAGAGGCAGAUGGCAGAAGACAAGAAGAACUCUCUACAAGCUGCCUUGCAGGCAGAGGCUGCUGCUCUAAAAAAGGAAGCUAUGACUCUACAUCAAGAGGUGGCAUCUUUGGAAAUGAAACUUGAGAGCACUGAGAAGCAAAGAAAGGAUGUGCUGCAUGAACGGGACAGACUGCAAGCAGUUGAAGAAAAACUAAUGUGGGAGAUAAAACUUCUUCAGGAAUCAGUCACAGCCUCUGAAACACGAGCAAAUGCAGCAGCAGAAAUGAAUCACUCCCUUGAACAAGAACUUCAAACUACAUUGUCUAUCUUAAAAAUAAAAAAUGAAGAAGUGCAAACUCAGUGGGAGAAAAUCCAGAUGCUACAGAAAGAAGCAGGAGAUGUAAAAGCUUUGAAGGAGAAUCUUACUCAAACGAAUGCCAUCCUAUCAAAGAGAGAGGGAGAAAUGAAGUUAUACCAGGAACAGAUGAGAAUACUGGAAAACCAGGAAGAAAUGCAUAAAACGACUCUAGAUCAGAUUAUUAAGGACAUUAAAGAGAAAAAAGAGAAGACAGAAUCCCAGCAAGAACAAAUAAAGGAGCUAGAGAAGCAGCAAGAAAAACAGAUGAUUGCUGCAAGCAAGAUGAGCAAAGACCUGGAAGACAGAGACCAGGAGAUCAGAACCCAGCAAGAAAUGAUACGUGAGCUGGAGAAGCAACAAGAAGUGCAGAGGACUGCUGUGAGUAAGAUGACCAAAGACCUGGAAGACAGAGACCAGGAGAUCAGAUCCCAGCAAGAACUGAUACAGGAGCUGGAGAAGCAACGCGAAAUGCAGAGGACUGCUGUAAGCAACAUGAGCAAAGACCUGGAGGAGAGAAAACAGGAGAUCAGAUCCCAGCAAGAACUGAUCAGGGAGCUGGAGAAGCAGCAAGAAACGCAGAGGACUGCUGUGAGCAGGAUGAGCAAAGACCUGGAAGACAGAGACCAGGAGAUCAAAUCCCAGCAAGAACUGAUCAGGGAGCUGGAGAAGCAGCGAGAAAUGCAGAGGACUGCUGUGAGCAGGAUGAGCAAAGACCUGGAAGACAGAGACCAGGAGAUCAAAUCCCAGCAAGAACUGAUCAGGGAGCUGGAGAAGCAGCGAGAAACGCAGAGGACUGCUGUGAGCAGGAUGAGCAAAGACCUGGAAGACAGAGACCAGGAGAUCAAAUCCCAGCAAGAACUGAUCAGGGAGCUGGAGAAGCAGCGAGAAAUGCAGAGGACUGCUGUGAGCAGGAUGAGCAAAGACCUGGAAGACAGAGACCAGGAGAUCAAAUCCCAGCAAGAACUGAUCAGGGAGCUGGAGAAGCAGCGAGAAACGCAGAGGACUGCUGUGAGCAGGAUGAGCAAAGACCUGGAAGACAGAGACCAGGAGAUCAAAUUCCAGGAAGGGAAAAUAAUGAUUCUAGAACAACAUGGUACAUCACAAGUGAGAAGUCUGCUAGUGGAUCUUGAUCAUAUGAAAGGAAACUUGCAGGAGAAAAAUUUAGAGCUUAUGUCUCUGACUCAGCACAUCAAAGAACUGGAGAUGGAGAGAGAACAGGUGAAAUCUUUGCACACAAGUCUUGAACGCCUUGGGGCAGUUCUUAGAGACAGAGAGAGUGAGUCUGACACUCAGAGGGAUCAGUUGAGACUCUUCCAGCAGUACAAGGAACGUCAAGAGGAGUACUUGCAAGAGCUUCAUGGUAAAAUAGAAAAGAUGACCCUUUCUUUAUCUAAAAAAGAUCAGGAGCUUGAGUCACAGCAAAAACAAAUUCAGGAAGCUGAAGAAGUCAUGGAAAUGAAGUUGAAGACUGUCCAUGAUCAACUGGAGCAGACAUUAGAAACUUUAAAAGAAAAGGACAAACUCCUAGACAUCCAAAAGCAACAAACAAGGAAACAUGAGGAAAAAACAGAAGAACAAAUUAAUGUCUUAUAUAAAGACUUAGAAUACACUAAGGCAAUAUUGAGAGAGAAGGAUUUCAUGAUUGAAUCUCAGAAGGAACUGAUUGAGACUUUCCAAAAACAAGAAAAAGACUUUGAGCAGCAGAAGGAAAUUCUGCAACAUCUUAAAGUGGCUCUAAAGGAACAUGAGCAAGAAAUUAUAUCACUUAGAAAACAAUGUGAGGUGUGCAAAGAAAAGGAGGAAAUGCUUGAAGCUGAUCAAGCAAGUCUUCGAGAAACAAAAGUGACUCUGAAAGAAAGGGAAAGAAAGAUAGAGGUACUGGAGGAGACUAUCUCUAAGCUUCAACAGCAAAAUGAAGAGGCAGUGAUGCAGAGUACAGCUAUACUGCAAAAACUAGAAUAUGCUGAAUCUUCUCUAGCAGCUAGAGAUCAAGAGAGAGUGUCUCUGCAAGAGCAUGUCCAGGAACUUCGAGAGCAGAAGGAGUUAGAAGGCAAACAGGCCAAGAGUCUACAGCAGGAUCUAAACAAAAUGAGCCAAACAAUGAAAAAGAAAAAUUUGGAGAUCCUUAAGCAGUCAGAGCAGAUUAAUGUCUUCCAGCUUCGUGAAGAAAGCAUGAAAGUAGCACUAACAUCUUGCCAGAAUCAAGUAAAUCUACUUGAGGAAGUGUUGAGGAAGAGAGAUGAAGACAACAAAACUCUUAUGCAAAAACUUCAACUACAAGAAGAAGAACUGAAGACCUUGCAGAAUCUCCAGCUUAUGCUAACUGAGAAGAAAGAAGAGAUUAGACAUCACAGAGAGCAAGAGAAGCUCCUGGAAGAAGCCUUGCGUGAGAAACAAUGGGAGACUAAGGCUCAAGGUGAGCAAAAAAAGUUAGAAGAUGAGGAAAUGAGAGGUCUUCAGGAAGAUGUCCAGCACAUUCAGCAGAUGCUGAUAAAGAAGGAUGAAGAGAUCAAGUGCCAGAGAGACAGAGUCAGGUAUUUAGAGAAGACUCUGACAGGGAGAGAACAAGAGCUUAGGAGGCAGAGUGAACUCCUGAAACAAUUAACGUCAGCUUUGCGAUGGAAGGAUGAAGGGGAGACCCUAAAGAAACAAAUCCAGAAACUCCAAAAAUGGGAAGAAGAGGAAGCAGAGAAGAAGAAAGUUCUCCGGGAGAGAGACCACUUCUUGAAAAGGCAGAAGGAGCUAGCCCAGCAACUGGAAGAUGAGAGAAAAGUAAAAGGAGAAGAAUUGAAGCGUAUGAUUGCUAUUUUGAAGCAGACUGAAAGUGGAGAAAUCGAAUGGAAAGAGAAAGCACAAGCACUGACUCUUGCCCUUACUAAGAGUGAAAUGGCCAAUGGGACUUUGAGGGAAGAAAUAGCCAUCUUGCAAAGUAUGGUUUUAGACAGGGACGAGGACCGGUUUCAUCUUCAGCAGGCUAUUGCAGAAGGGGAGCAGCUAUCAUGGGUCUCAGAGAAGAGAUUCCUGUGGCAGCGGCUGGAGAGUCUGCAGCAAGCAAUUGCAAGGCUGGAACGUGAAAAGACUGAGCUGAAGCAACUCAAUGCUGAGCUCAGGAGGACUCUUGAGCAGGUGGAACGUGAACGAAGGAGACUGAAGAGAGGUUAUAGUGGUCAGUCACUGCCAGGUGCAUGCAAGUUUUCUCUGUCAGAGUCUGAUGAAGACAAGAUGCCUGCUUCUAGACAGGAGGAGGCUCAUGCUCUCUCCAGUCAAUUCGCUGAGUUACAGAAUCAGGUUACUCUUCUGCAGCAGCAGUUGGCACAAGAACGAAAAUACAAGCAGGACUAUAUUGAGUGUUGUGCAAAGACCAGCCAGGAGCUGUCAGACCUUCACCAAGAGCUGUCUUGCUCCUUGGCAGCUGUGGUCAGGGAGCCCAAAGCUGCUGUUCUGGAGGCAGAGACCCAGAAGCUGGAUCGGUCUCUGAACCAUACCUUGGCACUGAUGUCUCUGGACUGUGAGUAUCCUGAGAGACAGCCAUUGCAUUCAACAGUCAGAUCCACCACAACGGAUGGCCUGAGGUAACAGGACCAGUGUACAACCAGAGGCCUCAGCAGGAGGUGAGUCAGUGGCCUGCUGUAGCAGGUGAACCAUGGCAGGAUGAUUAGCUCAAAGCAUGAGUUCUGAGGUAAGAGAAAAGUUCAGAGCACAGCAUUCACUGCAAGGUCCCCAGCCAGAUCAGUGGUGGGACAAAAUUGGUGCUGGCUUGCAUGGAUAAGGUCAGGGGCAUACAUAGGCAAAAUCUCUUCUUCCGAAGUGCUCCAUCACAGCAUGCCUCAUCAGUCUCCACAUGGCUCUCCAAGUUAGGUUAUUCCUGUCAGCUUCUGUACUGUUUACAAAGACUUUUUUGUAUGGUUUUAUUUUUUCAAUAAACUUAUGUUUCUAG